CAUUAUGCAGUACUGGGACUCCGAAAGCACUGGUACAAGGCCUCUGAUGAUGACAUCAAAAGAGCGUACCGCACGAUGGUUCUGUGGCACCACCCAGACAAGCGGCGAGCAGCUGGGGAGGAGGUGAGGGAUGACGAUGACUACUUCACCUGCAUCACCAAAGCCUAUGAGAUUCUCGGGGACCCCAUCAAGCGACGCUCCUGGGAGUCGGUGGACCCAGAGUUUGAUGACGAGGUGCCGGCUGUCAGUGCACACAAUAAGGCAAACUUCUUCCAGAUUUUCACAGGGGUGUUUGAGUGCAAUGCUCGUUGGUCCACCCACAAGCACGUUCCUGGCUUGGGCAAACCUGAUGACACCAAACAAAAGGUUGAUCGCUUCUAUGGAUUCUGGUACGACUUUGAUUCCUGGCGAGAGUUUUCAUAUCUGGAUGAGGAGGAAAAGGAGAAGGGACAGGACCGGGAGGAGCGUCGAUGGAUAGAGAAGCAGAACAAGGUAGAGCGAGCGAGGCGUUGGAAGGAGGAGAUGGGUCGAUUGCGCAGGCUAGUUGACAAUGCAUAUGCCUGUGACCCAAGGAUAGCCAAAUUUAAAGAAGAAGACAAGGAAAGAAGACUGGCUCAGAAAAAGGCAAAAGCAGAGGCAAUCAGGCAAAAACAAGAAGAGGAGGAGAGGGUAAGGCAGGAAGCUGAGGAAGCAGAGAGAAAGAAAAGAGAAGCAGAGGAGGCAGAGCAAAGAGCAAAACAGGAGGUAGAAAAGAAGGAAAGAGAGGUGCUGAAGAAAGCAUUCAAAAAAGAGAGGAAGAUGCUGCGGACUCUCUGUAAGGACAACAGUUACUUUGCAUCAGAGGAGGGGGAGCGAGUGCAGACCAUGACAGAUGUGGAGCUGCUGUGUGAGGCACUGGAGCUGACCCGCCUGGAGGAACUCAACAAGGAACUAGCACAAGUGGCCCAGGACAAGAUGCAAGGGUGGGAGGUACUCAUGAAGGAGGUGAGUGAGGUGCGCAACAGGAUCAAAAAGGAGAGGGAGGAGGUGGCAGCAGCGGCAGCAAGGGGAGGGGGUGGAGGAGGAGGGGAAGGUUCAUCACUCAAAGUCUGGAAUCAAGAUGACCUCCAGCUGCUCAUCAAAGCCGUCAACCUCUUCCCUGCCGGCACAACAAAGAGGUGGGAGGUUGUGGCAGAGUAUAUCGACCAACACACAGCCACCAGCAUCACCAGGCUGGCCAAGGAGGUGCUCAAUAAGGCCAAGGAGCUGCAACACUCAGACAAGCACAUGAGGGAGGCAGCCAACAAGAAUGCCUACCACAGCAUGGAGAAGGCACAGGCUCGGCAGGUGAUCAGCGACACCACAGCCUCCCAGAGAUAUGACACACCACAGGAGAUGCUGGGGAUGAACACUGCUGCUUGGGGAGCUGAGGAACAGAGGUUGCUGGAGCAAGCCCUCAAGACCUAUCCAGUCUCUACUCCUGACCGCUGGGAUCGCAUUGCCAAGUGUGUCCCCAACCGAACUAAGAAAGACUGCAUGAGGCGCUAUAAAGAGCUUGUUGAGAUGGUGAAGGCAAAGAAGGCGGCUCAGGCUGCUGCAGUGGGAAAAAAGUGAGGAGCCAAACCCUGCUGUCUUCUUUCCUUUGUGUUGCCCUUUAGGUAGUGAGGAGAGACAGGUACCAGCAGGAGCAGUAGUGUUAACAACAGCAGGAUGGGGAGCUUCAGCAAGAUCCUGCCAUACUCCUGCUAUGAGCUCGGCCACUGCUGGAAACACUCGUGCUCCUCAGCCUCCUUUGAAAUCUGUAUCAUUGGGUUCAUUGAAAGCAUCAAAAUCUAUGGUGUGGUGUACUUGCUAACCGGUCUUGUGAAUGCUCGGAAAAUAAGUAUGAAGUAUGGAAAAAAAGCUCUUGAAGAACUACUUAACAUCAGUUUGUUUCCUGACAGUCAAUGCUUUUGGGUACAUUGGCUCCUACUGUGUUGUCAGAAGGUGGAAUUUGAGUCGGCCAAGCUUCAGAAAUGCAGGAAGGAUUAGCGGUGAUGACUGCAGGCUGCCAUCGACCCGCAGGUCAUCACAGGAAUCAAAUGCAGCAUCAGUAUGGCUCACCAAAACACUUCCCCUCACACUGGUGGUGUUGACCUGCCUUGUGAACACCUGCCCUCCUGUGUUCCUGCCCUUAAUAGCCCUCCAGGUGACAUCAGAAUGUGGAUGAGGGGACAAGAGAGCCAGUGUUCCAAGUACCACCACCAUCACCACUGCCACCACCACCACCACCACCACCAUCAGGAGCACAGAUUCACUGAAGUCUCUACCAAGAUUUCUUUGAGUUUUUUGAUAAAUUUAACUUCCAGGAGAGAGAGAGAGAUGCUGAUUGUUAAAGGG
Molecule: messenger RNA, 2358 nt
Organism: Scylla paramamosain (green mud crab)
Lineage: Eukaryota; Metazoa; Arthropoda; Malacostraca; Decapoda; Portunidae
Product: dnaJ homolog subfamily C member 2-like
Exons: 17
Coding region: 76-1593 (505 amino acids)
Biological process (GO): 'de novo' cotranslational protein folding; regulation of translational fidelity
Cellular component (GO): cytosol
Molecular function (GO): ribosome binding; Hsp70 protein binding
Source: RefSeq, a predicted model, not a curated record